AUUAAAGUUAAGCUUGUCGCGGUCUUCUCGCGCCUUAGCGUCCAAUUCAAGACCAAGUGACCUUGGGACAUUCCAGAUACAACCAAAGCUUAACCUUGAAUUAACCCUUUAUCGUUUUCUCAAACAAUUCAACAACCGUUCACGUCGAAGGUCAUACAUCGCACAUUAACAUUGCAAAUACCACCUUACAGACCACGAUGAACGAGAGUGAAAAACAGAAAUAUGAGGAGCAAUCCAAGGAAUUGCGCGCUGAUCUAAAGCGAUUCGAAACUGAUUGGGCAAGUCGCAAUGGCGGCACAAAGCCACGUCGUGAGGACAUCAAGCAAAACCCGGACAUAGCCCAGAAGUAUAAGAAGUACAAUCAGGUUCGAGACAUCCUCUCAGGGAAGAUCCAACCUCCGAACCCUAAAGUCAAAGAAUCGGCGUCGUCUCGGAAGCGCAUGCCGGAAGAGAACCUUGCGGAGACACCUUCGAAACGGUCGAAGCCUGUUGAGACACCCUCUCAGAUGCGCCAGCAAAUCAUAGAUCCAGAGUUAUUUGCCACGCCUUCUACUACGCGCAAACUGUUUAGCCCAGCUUUACCUACUUCAAUUGGGCCUACUCCCCAGAGAGAUGGACGGAUACUGGGCUUAUUUGAUCUGAUGGAUGAGAAUGAGGAGAACACGCCAUCCAAAGGUCCGCCUAGCCGACCUUUGCGGGAUAACAAAGUUCAGGCCACACCCAGCAAGGGGACUUCUCAGAUGGGCAAUGUCGAUGCCGUACAACUAGGCCAAACCCCAACAUCUAUAAGUAAGCGUGGUGUGUUAUUUAAGACGCCGUCGAAGCGACAAGGGGACAACACUGCGCUAGGCAGAACACCAACUUCAGUCAGCAAGUUACAGCUAUCUACUCCAUCCUUCCUCAGGAGGGUUCCUCUGGCAACAGUUGACGAGAAUGGCGAUUACAUAUCCCCUGCUCCCCUACGCCUACCGCGCAAGCCACUAGGCCGUAGUCUGAGCAGCGUGGUAGCCAGUCUACGAAAGUUGGAGGAAGAGGCGCUCGACGACGAACUUGAAGCCUUGCACGAGAUGGAGAACGACGCGGGUCCGUCAAACGCCACACAACCUACGAAACCCGUGAAGCCAAAGGAGGACAUUCUUGAGCCAGACAGCCAGGCGCAACAGCUUCUUGGCGGAUUUGAUGACGAGGGACGCUACGACAGUCCGACAGAAGACAACGUGGGCCGUGAUGGACGGCCGCUGAGGGUCUAUAAGAAGAAGGGACAGAAGCGUACUACGCGACGAGCGAACAUGAGACCGACCCGGUCUAAGCGACCACAGGAGUCUACGGAGGACGACCAGCACACUGAUGCUGAGGAUAUCAUACCCGAAACACAGGCCGACGCUACGAAGGUUGACCAAGAACCACUAGAUCUAGGGUCCGACUCGGAGUUUGACCCUGUAGAGGGCGAGGAAGUCGUAGAGCCUAAGCAGAAGGGCCAAGCCGGGAAGGCUAAGAAAGCGGAUAAGAAGGAGGGCACGGUACGCAAGGCGGCGAGAAAGGUCAACGAGCUGGCACAUACGAACUUCAAGAGGCUGAAGUUGAGGAACAAUGGGGCAAAGGGACCGGCGGCCGGGGGUAGAUUCCGACGCCGUAGAUGAGACGCCAAAUGACGGGCAUGCGAUGAUUCAGGUACCAUGGCAUUAGAAGCGCGAGAGCUUAUCAAAAUCGGCUCUCGCUACAGGUAUGCUAUGCAGGCCUUUGUUGUACAUAGAGUACAUUAGUGGGCUCUGAAUCAGACAUGGGUUAACAGAAUUUUGAAAUCAUGAACUCUCAAUAUACCGGACGCG
This is a messenger RNA of Annulohypoxylon truncatum, 1829 nucleotides long. RefSeq names its product DNA replication/checkpoint protein. The transcript is spliced from 2 exons. Gene Ontology annotation, biological process: DNA replication; mitotic DNA replication preinitiation complex assembly; DNA replication initiation. The coding region runs from base 198 to 1640 and encodes 480 amino acids. Gene Ontology annotation, molecular function: single-stranded DNA binding; DNA replication origin binding. Gene Ontology annotation, cellular component: DNA replication preinitiation complex. NCBI's taxonomy places the organism in Eukaryota, Fungi, Ascomycota, Sordariomycetes, Xylariales, Hypoxylaceae. The record is from RefSeq and is a predicted model, not a curated record.